AUGAAUACAACGAGGAAUCAAGAAGGAACGACAAUUCAUUCUUUGUGCGGUCGCACAAUCACGCGACUCGGCAAUAAUCCCGUCGUGAAGUCGGGCGAUCUCCGCUCCCACGAAGCAGCAACGCUUCGUUGCAUUGCGGCAAACACAACAAUCCCUGUGCCCAAAGUCCAUGGUAUCCAUUGGGAAAAUGGUAAAGUCGCGUCUUUCGUGAUGGACUACAUGCCUGGCAAGCGACUCGACGAAGCAUGGGAUACUUUGGACUCCAACCAGAAGCUCUCUAUUGCCGACGAGCUUCAUUCCUAUAUAAAUCAACUCCGCGAAUUGAAAGGUGACGACAUCGGAGCCAUUGAUCGUGGCAAGGCUAUAAUAGGACAGAUUGCCUCUAUUGAAGGCGGCCCAUUUGAUUCCGAGCAACAGCUCAACGAGUUUAUUCUGGGGGAUAUUGUCAAGUCGGCACCAGAUCUACUGCGACAUUAUGCCAAAUUUGCGCUUAUGGAUAACCAUGAGAUUGUUUUCACUCAUGCUGAUUUCUCCCCGCGGAAUAUCCUUGUCGAAAGAGACCGGGUCACGGCUAUCCUUGACUGGGAAUAUGCUGGCUGGUAUCCGGAACACUGGGAAUAUAUUCAGGCGCUUCGGCAACUGAAACCGAUGCCUGACUGGCCAGAAUAUCUCUCACAUAUUCUUCCACCCCUGUUCGAAAGAGAAUACAUAGGAAUGUGCUUCCUAACUCGUCUCUUGCGUCAUUAG
Messenger RNA from Penicillium riverlandense, 747 nucleotides. Its product is annotated as aminoglycoside phosphotransferase family protein. The coding region runs from base 1 to 747 and encodes 248 amino acids. The record is from RefSeq and is a predicted model, not a curated record. The transcript has a single exon. NCBI's taxonomy places the organism in Eukaryota, Fungi, Ascomycota, Eurotiomycetes, Eurotiales, Aspergillaceae.